Caenorhabditis briggsae is the source of this 969-nucleotide messenger RNA. Gene Ontology annotation, molecular function: phosphoglycerate dehydrogenase activity; NAD binding. Bases 1 to 969 code for a protein of 322 amino acids. The record is from RefSeq and is a predicted model, not a curated record. The transcript has 3 exons. Lineage: Eukaryota; Metazoa; Nematoda; Chromadorea; Rhabditida; Rhabditidae.
AUGAGCUCCCCAAUUAACAAAGUACUCAUCGCUGACGACAUCGAGCAAGAAUGCGUUGACAUUCUGAAGCAAAACGGAAUCGAGGUCACCGUUAAGACGAAGCAGACAAAGGAACAACUUCUGGAGACACUACCACAGCACGACGCUGUCAUCGUUCGUAGUGCUACGAAGAUCACCGCUGAUCUUUUGGCUGCAUCAGCUGGAAAGUUGAAGCUUGUCGGAAGAGCAGGAACUGGAGUCGACAACAUUGAUGUACCAGCCGCCACCGCCAAUAAGAUUCUCGUGAUGAAUACGCCUCAAGCCAACUCUCGCUCUGCCGCCGAACUGACAUGUACGCUGAUCCUCUCACUCUCUCGUCAUGUUCCACAAGCCGCCGCCUCAAUGAAGGCUGGAAAAUGGGCACGCAAGGACUUCAUGGGAGAAGAGGUCUAUGGACGCACACUUGCAGUUCUCGGACUCGGACGCAUCGGAACUGAAGUAGCUAUUCGCCUUCAAGCAUUUGGAAUGAGAGUCAUUGGAUACGAUCCAAUCGUCACUAAAGAGCAAGCUCAAGCCAAGAACAUUGAGUUGCUCCCUCUCGAACAAAUCUGGCCUCAAGCUGACUACAUCACAGUUCAUGUGCCACUUAUCAAGCAAACUGAGAACUUGAUCAACAAAGAGACCCUUGCUCUGUGCAAGAAGGGUGUUCGAAUCAUCAAUGUGGCUCGUGGAGGAAUCGUCAACGAGCAAGACCUUGUCGAGUCUCUGAACAAUGGACAUGCCAAGGGAGCCGCCUUCGACGUCUUUGAACCAGAACCACCAACGUACAGAGAGUUCGUUGAUCACCCACUCGUCAUUGCCACUCCACAUCUUGGAGCCUCCACAAUCGACGCUCAACUCCGUGUCGCCUCGGAAAUCGCUGAUAAUAUUGUGCAAUACAAUAAGGGAACUGUUCUUGGUGUUUUGAACGCCAGAGAAGUUCUCCACUAA